GGCCCUUGUUUGACAAUGUCAAAAGUCAUAAUAUCUUAAAAUAUUAAAUGAAUUUUUGAAAGUCCAUUAAAUCCUCUUUGUCCGAAAAUGCACGCAAGAAAUAACGGUUAUUCGUAUUCAGGUUGCGAUGACUACGUCGAAGAGGAUGAAUUCGACAACAAUGACAAAUAUAUUGCUUUAAAUUACAAUGAUUUUCUUGAUCACGCAAAUAAAUCCUACCUCUCACCGCCUCUAGACGAAUCCGAAUAUGAAAACUAUGACUUGGAUGAACGAGAUUGCAGAGGGCAAGGCAACUAUGAACAACAAUACUUCACCCCCCAUUCUAGCGGGAAAUCAGUAGCUGGAGGUCAACACUCGUGUUUGAAAUUGAAAAAUGAUUAUUGCUAUCUGGAUCGAAAUGCAUAUGAUACAAGAGUUAUGAGGAAUUUGACACCCACGGAUUACGAACUUCCUUGUGGAAGUUAUUCUCCGAGAUUCAUUCAGGCGGCUCUUGAUAGAACCAAGUCGUCGACUUCUUGGAGCGAUGGUUUGUCCAAAAAAUCACCAUAAAUAUUACCAGGGCAAACAACGUUCUUCUCUGGUAACAUCUUUGAAAACACUCGGAACUGUUUCGAACUUUUUCCUCUUCCUCAGACGAUGAGUUUCAUGAUUUUACGGGAUGUGACGAUCAUGAAACAAAAGAUAUUAAUGAAUCAUUUGA
Messenger RNA from Diprion similis, 700 nucleotides. RefSeq lists its product as uncharacterized. NCBI's taxonomy places the organism in Eukaryota, Metazoa, Arthropoda, Insecta, Hymenoptera, Diprionidae. The record is from RefSeq and is a predicted model, not a curated record. The coding region runs from base 88 to 549 and encodes 153 amino acids. The transcript is spliced from 3 exons.